UUGGGUGGAAUGGCGGGGUAGUAACAUACCGGUGCCGAGCACCACGACAUCAUACUCGGGGGCGAUCUCAUCCAUGAUGUGAGAUAACGCUGGAAAUCAAUGACAAUGUGCAAAUGAGUCUCCAAAGGAGUGAUAGGAGGAUGGGAAUAAAUAUGGGCAGUAAGUGUAUAGGGGGGAGAAGAUGGAGAGUUAUGAAGCACGGUGAGUUUAAAGGAAAGGAAAGAAAAGAGGAGAGGAGGAGGAGGGAGAGGAGGAGGAGGAGCAGGCCCGUCGAAAGGAGGCCGACCCGUCAGUCUAAGGCAGUCCAAGGGUAGAUUUGGAACCCCCCGCGGAUCAUCGAUCACCUUCUCGAACCCGUUAUUAU
Molecule: messenger RNA, 364 nt
Organism: Aspergillus aculeatinus CBS 121060
Lineage: Eukaryota; Fungi; Ascomycota; Eurotiomycetes; Eurotiales; Aspergillaceae
Exons: 1
Coding region: 114-314 (66 amino acids)
Source: RefSeq, a predicted model, not a curated record